AUGAACUUUGAGAAUGAAGAAUAUUAUGAAAGAAUAAUGAACAAAGAUCAAGAGUCUAGCAGCUAUUCAGAAACUAGUAACAGUUGUUUUAGUUCAAAUAAACAGGAAAAUUAUGAAGAAAUAAGUAUUAAAAGCUGCCACACAACACCAAAAAGAUUACUAAAACAUAAUAAAAAUGAUAGCGACAAUGAGAGUCUGCAACAAAAAAUUAGAUCAAAAAAGAUUGCAAGAAAUGAACUGAGUGAAUUAAAAAAAAUUGAAAUUGAAUUGGUAAAAGAAAUGGAUUCAGCAAGAUCUACAAGUAGAAAUUCAUCCGAAAAUAGGAAAAAAAAUGAGAAUUGCUUAUUGAAGAAAAUAGAUAGAAUUUCUUUGUUAGAAUUAGAAAUUCUAACCGAAACAAUUAAUAUUGAUUCAAAAAACAAUGAUCAAAAUGCAACAAUACAAGAUAUUCUUUUAUUUAUUGAUCGCCUAAAGGGUAUAUUUGCAAUAUUGAAUAAUAAAAAGAUCCUAUUUCCACUGGAUUAUUAUAAGAAAUGGAUUUUAGAAUAUAACAAAAUAACAAAUUAUUUAUAUAAUUCAAAUAAAGAAUUAAUAAUAAAUUAUGAAUAUAAUUUGAAAUUAAAUAUUGAAUCAAUUAAAUUAAUCCGAUCAUUUUUUUAUUAUUUUCACAAUUUGUCUGAAUUAUUUCUCAAAGAAAAGAAGAAUAAUAAAAAAAUAACAAACAACAAUUUUAUAUUAAAGCAAGAUAACAUCAAAUUAUCACACUUAAUUAAAUCAUUAAAAUUUAAUUCUUCGAAUAAAGAUAGUAAGAAAUUGGGCAACCUAUCGAUUGAAAAAAUAUUGGAAAUGACCAUAAAUAGUGACAAUACUAUUGAAAAAAAAUUUAUUGAUGUAAUAGUUGGUUCUGACGAACAGAUUAAUUUGGUAAAUGGCAGUAUAGAUAAUAACAAUAGUGUAAAUGAUCAUAUUCUCACUAAUCUUAUUUCAAAUGAAAAUAAUCAAACUUUAUCAAAAAUAGACUCAAUUAAUGAAAUAAGUAUGUUGAGAACUGGGAGAUUUCAAGAUGCUCAAAAUUAUAGGGAAGGAAUAAUGAAAAUAACACAGGAAUAUAAUGGCCUUUAUGACCGUACUAGAAAUGAAUAUAUUGAAAGAUUACUAGAAAGACAAAAAAAUCAUGAUAUGGAAAUAAAAUUAAUGAUAACAAGCCACAAAGAAGAUAUCGAUAAAAUGAAUGAUUAUUUUAUCGAAGAAAAGAAAAAGAUAAGUGAACAGCAUGAUAGACAAUUAAAUGAGUUGUUACAGGAGAAUAAAAGAAAAAUUGAUAUUAUGAAAUCAGAUCAUUCUUUAGAAUUAAGGUUAGUACAACAGAAAUAUAAACAAAUUAUUAAUGAUAAUAAUAAAGAAAAAGAUAAUUCAAUUCAAGCCUUCAAGAUAAAAUUUGAGCAUAUAUUGAUUGAUAUGGAAAGUAAUAAAGAUAGGGAAUUGUUAAAUAUGCAAAUAGAGUAUGAAGAUAAAAUCAAUGAAUUAAAAGAGAAUUAUAAAAACAUUAUCGAUAAUUUAGAAUUAGAAUUACAAAGAAAAGAAUUACAGUUCCAAGAAGAAAAAAAAAUGAUAAUUAAUGAAUUUGUUGCAGCUCACAAAAAAGAGGUUGAGAUUCUAAAGAGUCAAUCAAUUAAAUCUUUUGAUAACUUUGAUAGAGACAUUGAGAAUAAAUCAGCCAUUGAUACAAACACCUCAAACAAUGACAGUAUAAAUAAUGAAAAUAUUGAAAACAAUAAAAAAGAUACGAUCAUUUUGAGUGACGACAAAAAAUACAAUGAAAUUAUCAAGAGAUUAGAUAAUAUCACAAGUAGAAGUUCUUUAAAAGUUGAGGGUGGUAAGAUUGGAUUUUGUGAUGAUAAAUAUACAAUAACUACAAAUUCAACUGCAUCAUCUUCAGCCAUUCCAUCAAACAAUGUAUGUUAA
Cryptosporidium ubiquitum is the source of this 1965-nucleotide messenger RNA. RefSeq lists its product as uncharacterized. The record is from RefSeq and is a predicted model, not a curated record. The coding region runs from base 1 to 1965 and encodes 654 amino acids. The transcript has a single exon. Lineage: Eukaryota; Apicomplexa; Conoidasida; Eucoccidiorida; Cryptosporidiidae.